UGAAGAUAUCCAAAUCAUUCCCUGAGCCACAACUUCUGUAUCUCCCCCUCUGGAGAGUUUCCCAAAGUAAAAAAAAUGGGAGACGAAGAAGAAGCCAAAGCUUCGGUGGAGAUAUGGAGAUACGCGUUAGGGUUUGCUGAGAUGGCGGCGGUGAAAUGCGCCAUCGAACUGAAGAUACCAGAAGCCGUCGAGAACCAAACGUCACAGCCCGUGACUUUAGCCGAUCUCUCCUCCGCCGUCGGUUUCCCUCCGCCCCUCCUCCGCCGCAUAAUGAGGUUUCUUGCCCAUCAAGGCAUCUUCAAAGCAGUACCCACCAAAGACGGCGCCACCGGCUACACAAACACGCCUCUCUCUCGCCGCAUGAUGAUCACUAACCGCGACGACAAGUCAAUGGCUCAUAUGAUUCUACUGUCUAGCAACCCCGUCGCGGUCGCGUCGUAUCUGAAGCUGAGCUCCGCCGUCGUCUCCGGCAAGGGUUUCCAGCCGUUCGAAGCGGCGCACGGUAAGGACGCGUGGGCUUACGCUGCAGAGGAUCCGGGCUAUAGAGAGACGUUCAACGAGGCCAUGGCUUGCGACACGAGGCGGGUGGUUCCCGCGGUGACAAACACGUGCGCCGACAUUUUCGACGGAGUUUCGACGGUGGUUGAUGUCGGCUGCGGGACCGGAGAGGCCAUGGGGAUGGUUGUGAAGGCGUUUCCAUGGAUCAAAGCCUUCAACUUCGAUCUUCCCCAUGUCAUGGCAGGUGCUAGUGAGUUCGAAGGCGUUGAGAACGUUGCAGGCGACAUGUUCGGUCUCAUUCCACGCGCCGACGCUGUAUUCAUCAAGUGGAUAUUACACGAUUGGAGCGACGAGGACUGCGUGAAGAUACUGAAGAGAAGCAGAGAAGCAGUGCCGAAAGAGAAAGGGAAAGUGAUAAUAGUUGAAGCAGUGGUGGAGCAGAAGAAAGAGGAUGAUGAUGACGACAAGUUAGAGUAUGCGAGAUUGCUGUUAGAUGUGGUGAUGAUGGCUCAGAUGAAGAACGGCAGAGAGAGGAAUAUGGAGGAGUGGGAUCAUCUUCUUACAGAAGCAGGUUUUGUCCGACACGAAGUGAGGGACAUCAACGAUCUUCAAUCUGUCAUUAUUGCUUACGUGUCUUAGCUCAAGCCACGGACAGAAAAAUAUCCCAAGUUUGUCUCAUAAUUUGUGAUUUAAAACUCAGAUAUUAUACACUAAAAAUAAAUAAUAUAUAUAUAUAUAUAUAUAUUGUAACCGACGUUGGAAGGACUAUUCCGAAAUUUGUCCACAAUAGUAAAUGAACAAUUGAUUAGUUUC
Tarenaya hassleriana is the source of this 1311-nucleotide messenger RNA. RefSeq names its product (RS)-norcoclaurine 6-O-methyltransferase-like. NCBI's taxonomy places the organism in Eukaryota, Viridiplantae, Streptophyta, Magnoliopsida, Brassicales, Cleomaceae. The transcript has 2 exons. Gene Ontology annotation, biological process: methylation. Gene Ontology annotation, molecular function: protein dimerization activity; O-methyltransferase activity; S-adenosylmethionine-dependent methyltransferase activity. The coding region runs from base 76 to 1137 and encodes 353 amino acids. The record is from RefSeq and is a predicted model, not a curated record.